Molecule: messenger RNA, 8877 nt
Organism: Bursaphelenchus xylophilus (pine wood nematode)
Lineage: Eukaryota; Metazoa; Nematoda; Chromadorea; Rhabditida; Aphelenchoididae
Source: the annotation of a GenBank genome assembly
AUGACAUCUAAAAUCCAUGCCGAACCAAUUCCAAUCCCCACAAAGGCCCGCGCACCGGAAAUCGGGCGCGCUCCAAAGAACAGAGAGAAUCGGAUCAUGGCCGGCCAAAUUAUUGUUUUGAAUGGGUUUUUGCGGUAAGACAAAAAAGAAAAAAAAUACUGUAAAUAUGGGAAAAUAUUUGAAUUGGAAGACAUGAAAAAAUGUAUCGAGUCCAAAUUUUUUUAAACAAAAUUUUUUUGUAAAAAAUUGAUGAUUACUGCAAAUGCCUGUUGAAAGCCCCAGUUAGGCCAUACAAAACUUUAAUCAAAAUUUGGGUCAAAGAUUUAAUCAGAGCCUUCACCAAAAAUUUAAAUUUGAAAAUAUUGCCCUGGUCCCCCCUGUCCGCCUUCAUCGAUUUUUUUUGCAACCUUCAGUAGUUCUAGCAUCAAAAUCGCGGACCCUGCCACAAAACACAAGCUAAAAAUCUUGAAGAUUGCUUAAAAAAGCCUAUUUUUUAUUUACCUCAAGUUUCCCAAUAUCUCUUCAAAGUUAUUUCAAGCAAAAGAAUCGGCCGAUCCAAAAAACUCGAUGUUUCGACACCGUUUUUUCUAAUCCAACAAGCACUUGUAGUUAGUAAAAAGCAUCUGCAAGCGCGGGUCGAAGCUCUUUUCUUGUGAUUUGGCUUCUUUCCGGAGUCAUCCGAAUCCGGACUUCGGGACUAAAUUUGUUUAGACCCGACCAAAAAUGGGGAAGUAAGACGGCCGCAAGGAAGGGCCGAAACCGAAACUAUACGACAAGUCGGGAGGGGAAAUAAAGAAAAUCAGGAAAUUAAAAGUAAAUAACACUUUUCGAGCUUUGGACGACGUUCCGUUCGCGCAGAUGUUCGACACUUUGCUCGCCGAGAAUGGGGGGAAAUAACAUCUGCGGUGAAUGUGCGGCGCAGUAUUACAUGAUUAGGUCGUCUGAGAUUCAAUUUUGAAGAGGGGAGAUUGGAUUAUACGAUCCCACGAGGUGCAACAAAAAAGAAACCACUGCACAAAUGUUGGACAGAAGUUUUUAAUUUUUUGUAUAUAAGAUUAAAUUUUUUUCAACUGAUGACCCAACGAAAAAAUCAAUGCGAUAAUCCUAGCUCGCGCUUUACAGAGACAACCGAGAUUUUUAGAUCGAAAGUCGGCGAAAAUUUAAGACUUUUUGACGAAUUUUGGCAUGAAAAGUUUCAUGCCUAUUUCUACCGUAAAGCAUAAUGUUUCUACAAAAAAUCAGAUUUUUCCGCUCGAAACUGCCAAAGUUAUGGCCAAAAAACGUUUUUCUCUCUGACCGCUCUCCACGUUUAGCGUGCUCUCUCGGCGGAAAAAAUCGUUAAAUAUUUCGGCGGCGCCUGCAAACCGCGAGCUAAAACUUUCAGGAAUUGAUAUCCAGUCUAUGGCCGACGUAUGUGCAAAAUUUAAAGGAAACCUAAGCGUCGCACAUAUGGUACUUACUUCCCUUGUAAGAUCGAAAAAUCGAUAUUUUGACCUUAUAAAUAGCCAAAGAUAAGCUCUUAGAUAUGUAUGUUAGAACUUGCGGAUGAUUUCACCCGUCUUAGCCGUCCUUUGCAAUGCAUAUAUCAACAUUUUUCCUUUGCGACCCGAUGAUUCUUGAACUAAAAAUACACGAAAAAAACCGUAGCCCCAGCAUAAAAUACAUAUCCAAAAUUUACGGAAAUACCUGAGCGGGUACCCAACAUUUUUUCUCUUAAAAAACACUUAUGUCUUUCGUCAAAUCCAAGAUUUUCGAAUCCGGGACGCGGAACCGGCAGUUUAAAAAACAUUUUUCGUUGCAAAAAAUCACCGAAAAACAAACUUUGGCAUUCGUCUUUGCAAGCGCGGGUUUUGAGUUCGCAAAAAACGAGGGAACUUGACCUUUUGUGUCAGAAUUUAUCGAUGAAUGUAAUUCCUGUCGCUAAGGUCGUUUGGAAUUCGUAUGGAAAAAGGUGAGGAAUCGAAAAUUGUCCUGCGAAUAAUUAGGAUUUUUUGAUUAGAAUUACGGUAGUUUUGGUGGGUAAAAUAUUAUUUUUGUUUUAAAUUCAAGAAAAAAUUUUUAAUAGUAAUAAAAAUAUUUUUUCGGAUAGUAAACUUCGGAAAAUAGUUAUAUAACCGCGGGCUGUGGAAAAGCCAAUAACCUCACACUGAAUGACUUAUAAUAACUUUUAAUGAUGGCCCGGGAAAUGACCCACUCUCUCGAAAAGUUAACUAUCCCCCGUUUUAAUGACUCACUCUAAAAAACUUACUGCUGUUUUUGGGGGAAAAAAGGGCAUACGAAAGCUAAAAUGCUUUCUUCUUUAUAAUGUAGCCGCUGGUUAGCAAACUAGAUGUUUUAAAAAUCAAAAUCAAUAAACAUCCAUUAUUACGACUUUUUAUCAAAGAAUGGGUUAAUUGGCUGAGGCAAAACACUCAAAUUUUCUAAAAAUUUUGUCGACUUACUCUUGCUACUCUACACAUCAACCCCUAAAAAUCAUAGCUCUCGUUUCGCGACUCCAACCGAGAUAUUCAACAAUGUUUGCAGCCGCGGGCAUUAAAGUCAUGAGUAAUAUAAACACAAAUUUCUCAAAGUCGGAUAGCCAAAUUCCACUCAAAAUUUGCAGGAUACUAGAUUAGCCACUUAUAAAUUGCUAAAAAUUCAAGCUGGCGAUUUGCGCCUGCAGCGGAGUAACUGCGCAACCUUUUUUCGAGAGAUCACGCAAAUGAGGAGAGCCGUCCGGACAACUUUUUAUGUCAGUAUCUCUGCGAAUCUUGUUUGGAAAAUUUUGGUUUUUUUUGUAGGAGUAUUAUCCCAUCAAUAGAGAAACUUACAAGUAAAAUUUCAAAGCCAAUUUUUUGAAAAAUUCCGGCAUAAAAAUCCCAAAGGUUUCUGCAAAAAAAAUUUUCAAUUUUCAUUUAAUUAAAAUUUUUUUUUGGCCUCUAGCACGUUCCUUGUUACUAUAAUAAAUACGAAAAAACUGGCCUUUUAGACUCGGGCUAUGCCGUUAUAACGGUCAAUUCUUAUUCCCCGCUCCUCCAAACCGACCAUAACCCCUAAACGAAAGCAAUAAUUCGUUUUUUCCGAAGAGCCCCCGCGGACCUCGGGCAACAUUCUUCGCACUUAUAAAUGAACUGGAAAAAAAUAACAAUCGAGUAGCCCCAUUUCCCAAGGGCAACCUUAAAAUGGGCGGUUGAGUCAUCGUUACUCAUCCGACGGCCAAAUGAACGUUUCCGCCCGAAUUUUGGGGGGCGCGAGAAACAUUUUCUCUUAUUAUGCGACAAGUUUAAACAUGUCGGCAACACUUGCGCAAACUAAAUUAGAGCGUUCGGCCACGUCCGUUUAACCAACGGAUUAUAAGUUUGCCCGAGCGGAACAGGAGGGAAAAUCGGAACAAUUUUUAAAUUUCGGUUAAAAAUCAAAUUUCGAAAAUUGAUUUUUUUCGUAAAUUUUCCUUCUAAAUUUUUAGUGGGGGACCCCGAACUGGAACCUUUAGAUUUUGCUAAAAACUGCGUUUCUCGGCUGCGGAUGCAAGUAGAAGGCUAAAAUUUUCAGACAUAAAUCUAUGGCCUACUUAGGGUGUUUAAUUUGAAGAAAGAUAAAAAAAGUGAGUUUUGGUAUACCGCUUCUAUGAAUUUUUUUGACUAUGAUCUAAUCUCGUAUCAAUGAAAUAAUUUUUCGGAUAUCAACGAGCCUUCUACUUCAACCCCAUAGCUCAUAGCUCAAAGAUUUAACCUCCAAAACUAUAUAAAAGUCUCCUACACCCACAGGAGUGGUCAUUCUUCUCACCUUCCUCAAACAAAAACUCUGCAAAAAACCUUGCACUAUCCGGAAUCAAAAUCCUCGUGUGAUAAGCGUCUUAGGCGUGGAGGCAUGACUAAAUUACACGCGAAAUGACCCGCACUAUGCUAACAAAAGGUCUUGAAUAAAACGCUUUUCCCGCGUUUCCCACUAAUCGGCCCAUUGUUCGGGGCGGGUUCAAAGAAGGGAUGCGCAUGGAAAUUAGGCUUGCAAAAAAGUUGGGAAGAGCGUUUGCGAAUGGACCAUGGGUCAGUUAGGAUGAGACGGAGAGGAAAUGGAUACGGAAAUCCAGAGUUAAAACUGAGAAAUUGCUGUUUGUUUGGAGAGCAAUACGUGGACAGCCUACUGAUGGGACAAAUAAGUUUGUAGAGGUAGUAAUCGAAGUGCGACGCUUGAAUUAUCUUUAGAUUCUCCAUAAUUUUCCUUGUGAGGCCAGGUUUCUAUUGCUGAAAAAUUUUUUUAGCGCUUUGCAGAGAGAGCGGAGCCAUUCAGCGAUCUUGAAGAGAAGAGAGUAUGGAAAUGAGGAGAAACGAAGAGAAAAAAGGCUUUUGUCUAUAUCUUUGUUAACUUUGAACGGUAAACUCUUUCAUAAAAAAAAUUACGUUCCAGUAAAAAAAAUGUGAGCUUAGUUUUUAUUAAAAGAAUAAAAAAUGAAAAUUUUCAUAUCAAAAAAAGUCAUCAUGCCUUCGGCAGUUAAAUUCCCUAAGAAGCAAUGCAACAAUUUUAUUUACAUUCGCCUCAUAAUGACCACCAUCAAUCAUAAAAUUUGGAGUGUUCAAACCAAGUCAUGACCAUGGUGUUUCGUCUGAAAUGAAGUUGACGCAAGUCUUUAUAAAGACAUUCUUCUCAUUUUGUGCCGCGCUUCUUCCGCUAAGCCGGAAAAGGGACAGCCAAGCGACCGGACUUCAAACAAUUGCGCACAAUUUGACGCGCCGAAUUUAAAUUAAGUCGAGCCCAAGGUCUUAUCAAUCUUUGAGCAAUGGGCGGGAAGUUAUCUUUAGAAAAGGCCUGCAUUUUGAAAAAAAUGUUGUUGUGAAAAAAUACAGGUUUAAAAUGCGCUGCUUGAAAAUAGGCUAUUUAAAAAACUACUGGCUCAAAAUGAGCCGAUUGAAAAAUGCUGACUUUAAAAAAAUAUGGUCUAAAAUACGACUUGGAGAAAAUGCGGACAAAGGAAGUGACACAAGUGCGACGCUCACAUUUUCUUUCAAAUCUUGCGUACUCGCCGGGCAUGGACUAAACAUCAAUUCCUGAAAGUUUUAGCUUGCGCUCUGCAAGCGCCGCUGAGAUAUUGAACGAUCAUUGCCGCCGGGAAAGUACACCAAAAGUGGAGAGCGGUCAGAGAGGAAAACACUUUAUGGUCAUAACUGAAAUGUCUAGCCAAUACGAUGGAAAUUGCGGCAGUUUUCAAGAACAAAGUUUAUGUUCCUUUGUGGAGGAAAAGGUAAGAGCGCAAAGGUUGCUUAGCUAGGAGAAGAUUUAUCGUGAUUUUAAUGGAUUUUAGGGAAAUUAAAAUCGAAAAAUGCGUCUUUAAAGCCGAUUUUUCGGACCCAAAUGCGCAGAUUUUGAUUAAUUUGGGAGAAAUAAUGAAUUUUUUCAGCGGGUCUCUAUACAAUGAGGAUUACCCUGAGGGAAACACUCAAUUUUUUUUAUUUAGCACGCGUGUCGGGCAUGAACUAAAUAUCGACUCCUGGAAGUUUCAGCUCCCGCUUUGCAAGCGGAGCCAAGAUAUUCAACGAUCGUUGCGGCCGAGAGAGCACACAAAACGCGAAGGGCGGUCAGAGAGAAUAAAACUUUUUGCUCAUAACUUUGCUAGUUUCAUGCGAAAAAAUUAAUUUUUUUUUGUGGAAAUAUUACACUUUACGGUAGAAAUAGAGGUGAAACUUUUUGUGCCAAAAUUUCUAAAAAAGUUUAAAAUUUUUGCCAACUUUUGACAUAGAAAUGUCUCGGACAUGCCUCAGAAAAAAUAUUCUAAAUUUGUGCCAAGUUUUAUCAAAAUCCAAACCUCGCACGGACGUAUUUCCCAGUCAGUAAAAUCGUUACUUUCGAAAUAAUUUUUACAAUUGCCUUUUUAGCAUAAAGAACAAAGAUUCCGCAUACACAUUCAACAAUGACCGCACGAAAUGCGCAAAAUCCGCACCCGCUGCUUUGGCGCCAUUCUUAAUUUCUUAAGAUCCCGACCAUUCUCACGGCCUUCAACCCCAUUCCAAAAGAGGCAACUUUUCAAGAUUAACCGAAUUAAACCGAAUGCGGGGUCUUCAAGCACUUCCCAGUCGGAGUUCCCAUAAACAAUUGGUUGGAAGCUGCAGAUAGUAUGCAAAGAGAAUGCCUGAAAAUUAAUGCACUGACAGGAUGCAGUUAUUUUUUCCGUCAUCUUUGCACAAACUUCAUCAAAAUUAGAGCAUCUAAUUUCAUUAUUAAAACAGUCCCAUAACGAAAACAUUGAAUGCCAAAAAUCUGUGGCAUUCCGCCACUUUCGUAAAAAUUGUGAAUUUUUCUGAUGGUUUCGGCAAUUUCAUGAAGAACAGAGGGUAAAUCAUCCAAAUUUUUAUAUCUUAUGUUUUAUAGUCGAUAUUUUCGCUUCCUUUUUUCUUUCGCACAAAGUCCGAAGACUACAAGCCUUGUGCUCUUUUUAUUUUCAUUCAUACCUCUAGAUCUUUGAAUCACACCUUCUUUCUAACAUAAUCAGCUCAACUGAAACUUAUUUUAGUUUGUAUAAAUUUAUUUUUAAUUCUAUUACCUUUUCGUUGCUUAAUUUAUAUUAUUUUAGGUGCCUUGAUAUGGAAAAGACCCUAAAGUUUCUCGAAAAUGGUGUUAAAUCGGGAAAUCGACGGUUUAUUUAUACCAGAAUUGAUGCAGAAAAGCUGAACGUGCCAGCACACGUCCCCAAAGGCUGGUUCCGAUUUCAGCCACCAAAUUUGCCGCAGGUGAAGCCGACAGAAUUUCUCAAAUUAUUCGAAGCUGAGAAGAAAAGUGAUGGAAGUUACGUGUAAGUUAACUCGAAUCUGGCUCGAUAAGUCUUUUUAUCAAGCAAUUUGGAAGUUGAAACAUAAUUUUGAGCGGUUCUGAGUAUUUUUAUAUUAUUUUAGGUAUCGAUUUCAUGGAGAAAGUUCCCCAAUGGGCCCGAAUCUUUACGGCGGUUUGAUGUAUGCCCAAGCUCUUUUGGCCGCUCAGAAUGAGGUGGAUCAGGAGUUUAGACCAACCAGCUUCCAUGGUCUUUACGUUGGACCUUGUAAGUGGUCGAGGCUUCAUGGACAAGUUUUCAGCCGACACCCAAAAACCGAUGGAUUAUCAAGUGAAGAAGUUGCGAGAUGGCAAAUCCUUCUCUGCUCGAUACGUGGAAGGCCGACAGGAUGGAAAAGUGGUCUUUGCGGGGCUGGGCAACUUUUAUAAAGUAAAUUUACAUGAUUAACGUAUUUUUUAUAACUUAGCCAAUGCUUAGAAAUUUUUUUCAGUUUUCACAUUUUUUUCAGUAUUCAUUUUUAAGUAUUAUUUUAUUUCAUUUCCAGCCCUUCGAGCCCACUAUGAUCCACUCAAUUGAAAUGCCAAAGGUCCCACCUCCCGAGCAAUGUCAAGACAUGUACGAAUUUCUCGAAGAAUCUCUGAAACGCCAUGAAAACGGUGAGGAAAGACUGGACGAACGGACGUUGUCUCACAUACAGCGAAGGUAUUUCGAUAGAGAAACCAAUAUUACGGAUGUAAGUUACGCGAAAACAGUUUUUUUGUAACCAGAAGGGCCAGGGAGACAUGACAGAUUUAUUUUGCCAAUAACUUUAAAAAUAAUGGACUCAAAUUUACAAAAAUAACAUUUCUGAGAUCUAAAAGUCCCCGAUCUUUAGGGAAGAUAACUCUCUAUUGCUAAAAAGCCCUAAGGAAGUCUGUGAACAUCAGUUUUAUAAGCUUUCCACCAUAAAGCCAUGCAAAACGGCCGUUCUCAAAAAUGAAAAUUGAAAAUUUGCCGAAAUCAGUUGAAAAAACUUGAAUAGCAAAAUCUUGCGGGGAUAUUAUGGCAAAAAAAUUAUACGUACGAAAAAAUGUAAGCCCUUGUAUCCGAGAAAUAUAAAUGAAAAAAUACUGGACGAAAAUUAACGCAAAAUAUAUUUCUCGGAUCCAAAGGGCUUAUGUUUUUUCGAACGUAUAAUUUUUUGCCAUAACGUCCCCUCAGGUUUUUUCAAUUCAAGUUUUUUUCCACUGAUUUCGGCAAAUUUUCAAUUUUCAUUUUGAGAACGGCCGUUUUUCAUGGCUUGAUGGGGAGAAAGCUUAUAAACCUGAUGUUCACCGACUUCCUGAUGGCUUUUUAGCAAUAAAGAGUUAUUUUGCCGUAAGAUAUGGGAUCUCGAGAUUUCAUAAAUGUUAAUUUUGUAGAUUUUGAUCCACUAUUUUUCAAGUUAUUGGCCAAAUAAGCUUGCCAGGUCCUAAACGCUUUUUUUUGAUAUCGAAAAUUGACAGAGGGUAUUUCUAAACGGAUGUUAUUUUUCAGUUCCGAUUCGUCAAUCCUCGCGCCUACUUUUUCGUCGAGCCGUAUAAAAACGACCCGGUUCAGUAUUGGUUCAAAACAAGGGUCCCGUUAACGGAUCCGAAGCUCCCAAAAAUCAUACAUCAGCUGCUUAUCAGUUAUGUCUCCGAUCAGACCAUGGCUUCAUGCAAUGUUGGCCCACAUUUGAGCCAUGGUCAUGAUGCAGCACACGCCACAAGUUUGGAUCACACAAUUUGGUUCCACAAUUUCGACUUUCGCGCUGAUGAUUGGAUUUUUAUCAAUGCCCAGAGUCCGAAUGCAGGUAGGAAAAUUUGGAUUUUUUAGCGGUUGAUUUGUGGGGAUAUUCAAUACAGAUUAUAAAGAGCUUCCUAAAUAAUUUUUUUCUUUGCCAGUCUCCUGGUUUUGCAAACUGCUUAUCUGCAAAAAUCCUUGAAUACCUCAAUUUUUUCAGCAGAUUUAUAGCCGAAAAUGGCGUGUCAAGUUCUAUUUUCGAAACGCUUUUUUUUCAAUUUUCAGAUAGUGGAACGGCAUUUGGAGCGUGCUCUAUUUGGACGCGGGAUGGUAAACUAAUCGCCUCGGGCGGACAAGAAAGUCUGGCCCGGCUAAAAACCCUCUCCAAACUCUAA